Messenger RNA from Alternaria viburni, 1716 nucleotides. RefSeq lists its product as uncharacterized. The coding region runs from base 1 to 1716 and encodes 571 amino acids. Lineage: Eukaryota; Fungi; Ascomycota; Dothideomycetes; Pleosporales; Pleosporaceae. Gene Ontology annotation, cellular component: plasma membrane. Gene Ontology annotation, molecular function: carbohydrate:proton symporter activity. The transcript is spliced from 7 exons. The record is from RefSeq and is a predicted model, not a curated record. Gene Ontology annotation, biological process: carbohydrate transport; transmembrane transport.
AUGGACAAGAUCAAGAUGAAGCUACCGAACCCUAUAAGAGACUGGCAACGCAGAAGCUCCGUUGAGCAGACAUCGCAAAACGUCGACGAACAUGCUGGCUACGAUAAUACCCCACUUCCGAGGUUGACAUGGAAGAGUUUCUGGAUGGUGCCCAGCACAACUACCUUCGCUCCAGCUGAAUGUCUUAGCUAUGACACUGGUCAGAUCUCUGGGUUCCUUGGUAUGGUCGACUUCCUUCGACGCUUCGGUCAGAGGCAUGCAGAUGGCACGCCAUACUUCUCCAACGUACGAUCUGGACUCAUCGUGGGUCUAUUGUCUAUUGGUACAUUGUUUGGUGCUUUGAUUGCGGCACCAAUCGCAGACAGGAUUGGGCGGAAGAUGAGCAUCAUAUGGUGGUGUGGUAUCUUCUCUGUGGGCAUCAUCGUCCAGAUUGCUGCCACAGAUGAGUGGUAUCAGGUCAUGAUGGGCAGGUUCGUUGCCGGUCUCGGUGUUGGUGCACUCAGCCUACUCGUACCCAUGUACCAAGCGGAGACAGCACCUCGACAUAUCCGCGGAGCCUUGAUUUCCACCUACCAACUCUUCAUCACAUUCGGAAUCUUCCUGGCCGCAGUCUUCAAUUACGCUGCGGAACGCCACCAAUCCGGUAAAGCCGCAUCCUGGCAGAUCACCCUCGGGCUCUCCUUCGUACCUGCAGCUAUUCUCGCGGUAGGUAUUCUGGGCUUCUCCGAAACACCUCGGUUCAACUACCGUCAUGGUAAGAUCGACCAGGCCACCGCAACCAUGUCGAAAGUAUAUGGGGUACCAACCAACCAUCAGAGCAUUCAGCUAGAGCUUGAGGAGAUGAGGGUCAAGCUCGAAGCCGAAAGCAAGCUUACCAACGGACCCAUACAAGAAUGGUUGGGGGCCAACUACUUUUUCUACUACGGUACCGUAGUCUUUGCCGGCACUGGUAUCAAGAACUCGUUCGUUACGCAGAUGAUCUUGAACGGUAUCAACUUCGGCGUCACCUUCUACGGUCUUUACAUCGUCGAGCACUACGGUCGUCGCAAGUCGCUCAUUGCCGGCUCAUGCUGGAUGUUCAUCUGCUUCCUCAUCUUCGCUUCUGUCGGUCACUUCGCCCUUGAUCGCGACAACCCGGAAAAUACCGAAAGCGCAGCCACAGCGAUGAUAUGCUUUGCUUGUUUCUUCAUCUUCGGGUUUGCGACAACGUGGGGUCCGAUGAUCUGGACAAUCUGCGGAGAGUUAUACCCCAGCCGCUAUCGCGCGAAAGCCAUGGCUCUAUCAACGGCAUCGAACUGGCUGUGGAACUUCCUUCUCGCAUUCUUCACGCCCUUCAUCACUGGUGCCAUAGAUUUCCGCUAUGGCUACGUCUUCGCCGGGACAAACAUCCUAGGUGGCCUUAUCGUAUAUUUCUUCGUCAUCGAAGGCAAAGGGCGCACACUCGAGGAAAUCGAUACGAUGUACCUGAUGGGCGUCAAGCCAUGGGAAAGCGCAAAAUGGGUCGUUCCCAGCCUGGAAGAGAUGAGCGGAGAUAUGAGGGUUAAGCUCGAGUCCGCAAACCCGGAGUUGGCGCUCAGGAAAGAGACUAACGGAGGGACGGCUGAUGACAAUGCUAGUGUGAGGCACGAAGAGGAUAGCGAGGCGAUUCGCGGGAGUGAGGCUAUAUGGGACGGGAGUGAAGAGGGGUUGAGGGAGAAAUCCGAGGUCGAGCCGUAG